AUGGAGAGCAACCUGAGCUCCCCGGCGGCUCCGGACGCAGAGAGGGGCCACAACGUGCCGGCUCUGCUGCUCGGCGUGCUGCUGAUCGUGGUGAUCAUCUGCGGGAACCUGCUGGUGUGUCUGAGCGUGUUCACGGAGAAGGCCCUGAAGACCACCACCAACUACUUCAUCGUGAGUCUCGCGGUGGCGGACCUGAUGCUGGCGGUGCUCGUGCUUCCUCUCUUCGUCUACUCCGAGUUCCAGGACGGCGUGUGGACCCUCAGCACCACCGUCUGUGACGGCCUGAUGACCAUGGACGUGAUGCUGUGCACCGCCUCCAUCUUCAACCUCUGCGCCAUCAGCGUCGACAGGUUCAUCGCCGUCUUAAUCCCGCUCAACUACAACAGGAAGCACGUGGACCUGCGGCAGACGGUGCUGCUGUCGGCCACCUGGAUCGUGGCCUUGGCGGUGGCCUCGCCCAUCAUGUUCGGCAUCAACAACGUGCCGGGCCGCGACCCCACCGAGUGCAAGCUGGAGAACGACGACUACGUCCUGUACUCGUCCGUGUGCUCCUUCUUCAUCCCGUGUCCCAUCAUGCUGCUGCUGUACUGCGGCAUGUUCCGCGGCCUGCGGCGCUGGGAGGAGGGGCGCAAGGCCAAGCUGAAGAGCAGCAUCCAGGCCUGCCGCAAGCUGCAGGAGGCCGCCGCCGGGCUGCCGCCGCUGGCCUCGCUGCCGCCGCUGCUGCCGCCCAUCAUAGAGCGGGAACUGACGGACAACCCCGACGAGCCGUCCGCCUUCCCGUCCGUGGAGAAGCCCUUCCAGUCGCUGGAGUUCAGAGACCGCCCCGUGCCGACUGUUAGCUUUUCGGAGAUCAGGUUCCACCCGGACCCCCACCGGAGGAAGACCGCCAAGAUCAACAGCCGGGAGAGGAAGGCCAUGAAGGUGCUUCCUGUCGUUGUGGGUGCCUUCCUGUUCUGCUGGACUCCCUUCUUUGUCCUCCACACGAUGCGAGCUCGCUGUCAGGACUGCCACGUCCCCCCCGGCCUGAUGAGCGUGGUGACGUGGCUCGGCUACGUCAACAGCGCCCUCAACCCCGUCAUCUACACCGUCUUCAACACCGAGUUCAGGAAGUUCUUCAAAAACUUCCUGCACCGCGGCUUCUCGAGGACCGCCCAAUGA
This is a messenger RNA of Anoplopoma fimbria (sablefish), 1158 nucleotides long. RefSeq names its product D(4) dopamine receptor-like. Gene Ontology annotation, molecular function: G protein-coupled receptor activity; dopamine neurotransmitter receptor activity, coupled via Gi/Go. Bases 1 to 1158 code for a protein of 385 amino acids. The transcript is spliced from 4 exons. Gene Ontology annotation, cellular component: plasma membrane. The record is from RefSeq and is a predicted model, not a curated record. NCBI's taxonomy places the organism in Eukaryota, Metazoa, Chordata, Actinopteri, Perciformes, Anoplopomatidae. Gene Ontology annotation, biological process: adenylate cyclase-activating adrenergic receptor signaling pathway; adenylate cyclase-inhibiting dopamine receptor signaling pathway.